Molecule: messenger RNA, 9446 nt
Organism: Oryzias melastigma (Indian medaka)
Lineage: Eukaryota; Metazoa; Chordata; Actinopteri; Beloniformes; Adrianichthyidae
Product: sickle tail protein homolog
Exons: 21
Coding region: 2342-8512 (2056 amino acids)
Cellular component (GO): cytoplasm
Source: RefSeq, a predicted model, not a curated record
CGAUGAUUUGGAUGACGUCACUGAACGAAACUCACGUCGGAAAUAUUUUUUACAACCCUCAGUUUGGAGCAAGCACGGAGGGGUAAACGAAGGCGGAGGGCUAAGGGGGAGUGAGAAGGAAUAGUAUUAGGAUCGGGCCACUAGUGAUUUUUUUUUUCUGUGUGUUUCUUUGGUCUGAGCCUCACAGCUAAAAGACGCCUUCUUGAUUUGUGCUUUAAUGUUUGGAGCCAAAUCCGACUCAAUUAAAACAAUCAUCUCCUCCAACUUUUAACUUUUGAAAAUGAAACCCCACUUCCACUUGAAAAUCACAGGUAUUUCAUGCUGAAAUGUAGUUGCUUUAUGAUCUAUCAAAUUGCACAAAAUCACAGGCUUCAUUAGGAAAUGCAAAUUAUAUCCACCCCUAAAUACCACGUUGGUUCAAAGCCUGUGAACCAGUUUCUGUAUGGCGUGACCUGCUGAUGAGCCUGGGAGACAUCCAGUCCUCAGAGAGGGCUUUCAUUUCCUCCAAACAUUUACACGACCGUGAUUCCAGAGCGUUAACGUUUGGUCUGUGUUUUACCAUAGCCCCUCUUUGCAGGGCUGAGCGUAAUCCCCGAACGCUGUAAUUUUGUAAACACGGUCAGCCGCGUGGUAAUCUGACAAUAUUUCAUUUUCCGGUAAUGUCCUCAGCAUCUUCACUCUUUGUUCCCACGAGGUCCCCUGAUCUCUCAUUCUGUCAAAAUGGGAAAUAUGUAGGUCAAUCUGCUUUCCUCUUUAUCUACUGCCACAAAGAUAAGUGGCACUGUGACUAAUAUUUCAUAUCUGUGUGAUCGGUGAUGGGCGCUGUCAUGUUCGGAGGGCUUAGCUGUGUAAAAUGCGUUCAGUGAGGGGGGGAUGUUAUCAAAUCUUCAGCGUAGAUUUAAUGGUAGAUCUCAGCUCCUAUUUAGUGUCAGAAAACAGUCCAGUAGUUUUGAACAGGCGUGUCCAAAACAUGACUUCUGAGUUUUUUAUUUUUUUAUUUUCAUGAUAUCUGAGGGGCACAGAAGCAGUUCAGAGGCAGUGAAAAGUCUGUGUGGAACUAAGCCCGUGGCCACAUCCAUGCCUGCUCUUUAAUAAUGUUCUGCCUGAACACAGCUGAUCCUUUUUUUUUUCUAUCAUCUAUUUUUGGGUUUUUUUAGCGCGUGAGCACGCAGUGGAAUCACAGUUAUAUCACACUCCCGUUUAGUGUGCAGAUUACACAAGUGGCAUGAGUUUGAAGUUGACCUGUCGGCAGAGUUGGACAACUUUACGGGAUUUUUAAAGAGUGUUUCCACCGCUUUGAAGCUGUUACAUCAUUCUAAAAUUGUCUUCGUUUGGUUCAAACUUUUUGAUCUUUUAAGAGAAACUAUUUGAGGACAAAGAAAUGGACGAAAGAUUUGAUUUUCUCCAGAUGACUGUGUUUUAUGUCUUUAGAGCUGCAGAUUAGAAAAGCUUCAUUGUGUGUCGUACACACACGAGCUCACACACGCUGGAGCCGGUUCCUUCCUUUGGGCUUCGUGAAUUUAACACUGCGUGCGCCUGAACAUCACAUCACAUGUGAGGAGAACUCGCUGACUGGAUUUCAAGAACUACGGACCUGCAAAGGAGAGGAUGAAGGAAGAGAGAGGCAGUGGAGGGGGAAAAGAACGCUGUGGCGGAGUGUGGCGCUGAUGACGUGAAGAGCUGCUGCUCACACAUCUGGAACAGCUUGUGCAGCUGCACCUGAGGAAAAGGGCGCCUCAAAAAAAAAAAAAAAAAUCCUCCACCGGCACUUUUCUCAUUCCUGCUCAGUUUUUUUCCCCUAUUUUCUGUGGCAUUCUUUUCCUGCGUGCCGGAGCACCGGGAUGGUUUCCUGCUGUGUGACAGCGAUGAAGAGCGUGUAAGCCGAUGCAAAAGACAAGAAGACGGACAAGAGGACAAUAACACAGGAGGGAUUUAUAAAUCGUGAGUUCAUAACCUUAUUAUGAGAAUUGUUGGAGAGGAGGAGCAGGAGCAAAAAGAAGGAUAGAGCAGGAGAGUCAAAGAGGGAUUAAGAGGCAGAAUGUGCAGACAAGACAGACCAGAGUUUCUGUUUUCACUUGCCACAUCUCCGUCUGUCACUUUAUCCACUGAUAAACCCUUUUACAGCUCGCCGUUUGGGAAGAUGAUCCUGGGAGAUCAUGCCAAGCAGCUAUUAGCUGGGUACCUCCCAGCUUGAUUCCCCUCCCCUCUUCCUUUUGACCAACUUACCUGCUCUUGCCACAUCACGCCACAACUCAAGAACCACCGCCACUCAGCUGAGGAACCCAUGGGACACAGCUGUAGUCAUCCCGGCUGAGAAGGACCGAGGAGCUUUCACCAAAGGAUGUCCAAGUCCUCCAGGCUGGCCCGCCCCUCCUCAGCAGGGCCCGGAUCUAAGCUGCCCUCGCCGAGGAAGGAAUUCCCCAACGUCGCCGCCAAAGCUCGGCUGCUUGGCGUUGGGGAGAAGCUGAUGAGAGCGGGCAACGAUGGUGUCUUGAACAGGCAGAAAGCCUCCACUGACACUGUGCGGCAGGAGAAAGGAGACUGUGAGAGCCAGGCUGCCAGCCAGAGUCAAAGCGAGAAGAACCAAAGCGUGAAGAUGGUCACUCCUAAGAGUAUGGUCAGCCCACCCAAAGCCUCAAGCCAACAGCAAGUCUACAGUCAGAAACAAACCAAAAGCAACUUGAAGGUGACCUCCCCCGAGGACGCCGAGCACGUAAACCGCAGACAGGCCUCCCCAAAUGGGACGCCCCCGUCGAGAGGGGACGCCAAAGGAAGCCGCGCUGUCCCUCGAAGGCACACAUUAGGAGGGGCCCGCAGCUCCCAGGAGAUCCUGGCUAUGCAGCCAUCAGAUAUGGACAAGAAGAGGGAGGCCUUCCUGGAGCACCUGAAGCACAAAUACCCCCAUCAUGCAUCAGCGAUCAUGGGUCACCAGGAGAGGUUGAGGGACCAGAGCAGAAGCCCCAAACACGGCCCCAGCCCUCAGCCCAGCGUCGGUGACCAGGUUGACCAUCUAUCUUUGGCCUCCCUAGAAUCGUUGGACACCAUGUCUGAGGCGGAGGCGCCCACGGCGUUCACCCGCGGCAGCCGGGUUCGUGCCAGCCUGCCUGUCGUGCGCUCAACAAACCAGACAAAGGACCGCUCGCUAGGUGUUCUGUACCUGCAGUACGGGGAUGAGACCAAACAGAUCCGCAUGCCGAAUGAGAUCACCAGCAUCGACACAAUCAGAGCUUUGUUCGUCAGUGCCUUCCCACAGCAGCUCACCAUGAAGAUGCUGGAGUCGCCCAGCGUUGCGGUUUACGUCAAAGACGACAUGCGGAACAUGUAUUAUGAACUCGCUGAUGUCAGGAACAUCGCCGACCACUCCUGCCUGAAGGUGUACCACAAAGACCCGGCCCAGGCGUUCAGCCACGGACCGCGACCGGCCAACGGCGAUGCUCGGAUGCUUGGUGAGAUGGUGCACCCUGGCCGUGAGGGUCAGCACCCUCAUAGACACCCGCCAAUGGGUCCCCCACCACACCACCCAAUGCAAGGAGCCCUGCCUCCUCCUUCCCACUCAAUGCCCCCAUCGCCGUCCAGAAUCCCAUUUGGACCACGGCAGGGUUCUCUACCAGGGACUUCCACUGUUCCCAGGGAACGAAUCGCUAAUGCCAACCCCACGACGCGCUCCAUCUCUCCCUGCCCCAGCGCCAUUCUCGAGAGACGGGAUGUCAAACCAGAUGAGGGAAUGGCUGGAAAGAGCCACAGUUUAAGCAGAGGGAACGAGGGCUUGUACGCUGAUCCAUACAUGCCACAAGAGGGACGGAUCGGACCCCACGGUCCUCACCCCGGUCCUGGGCUCGACGGACCAGAGCACGGCAUGGGAGGUUUCCACCGGGCCUCCAUCCGCUCCACAAGCUCCUACGGUGGGCCCAGCCCCUCAGACACUAUAGAUCACCCUUCUCUGUUCAGACAGAAGUCCAGAAACAGCCAGCUGCCCACGUUGGGUUCCAAGACUCCUCCCCCAUCGCCUCACCGGAUGGCCGAGGUACGGAUGGUUGACAUCCACGGUGGGCCUCCUCAUGGCGUACCACCACAUGGUAUUCCCAUGGAGAGAGGCUCCCCAGUGCGCCAGUCCUUCAGGAAGGAUGACGUUGCAGCAACUAAGUCCAGAAACAACAUGGGGCCGCCUGUGGUUCCAGACCUCCAGGGUCACCCCCUGGGAGCCAUUCCUGCUCCGAGUGACGACCUGACACGAGAGCGAAUGAAGGCUAUGGAGCAACAGAUUGCCAGCUUGACUGGCCUUGUUCAGCAUGCACUUUUAAAGGGCCCAAACAGUAGUGGCACCAAGGAGCCUGCAAGUGAAAGACCAACGAAGGCUCCAUCUCCAGCCAGCAGUGCUCCCAGCUCAGGUGGUUCCCCAGACUUGGCUCCGAAACGCAACAAACCCUCAUCAGACAAGAGCUCAGCUCCUCUUAAAGUCAACCUCCUGCAGUUCAGGAGGAAUGUCUCUGACCUCAGGAUGCAACUUUAUCAGAUGCGACAGCUGCAGCUCCAGAACCAGGAGACCGUACGGGUGCAGCUGAAGAGAACAGAGCAAGAGAUAAGUGUCAAACUCACCGAGGCAAUGCGACGUCUGGAAGAUCCUGUCCAGAGACAGAGAGCUCUGGUGGAAGAGGACAGGCACAAGUACUUGGGCCUGGAGGAGCAUGUUCUCACUCAGCUCAAUGAGCUGGAGCACUACGUAGGUUCCCUGCAGAACGACUCUGCAACAGCCAAGAAAGUGGUGACCCUGAAGGAUGUAGAGGAAGGAGCGAUAACGCUGAGGAAGGUGGGGGAGUCUUUGGCAGGGCUUAAAGGAGAAUUCCCAGGCCUGCAAACCAGAAUGCGGGCUGUGCUCAGGGUGGAGGUGGAGGCUGUGAAGUUUCUAAAGGAGGAGCCCCACAAACUGGACAGCAUGUUGAAACGGGUCAAGAGUCUGACUGACACGCUCAGCAAUCUGAGACGGUGUGCAACUGAGUUUUCUCAGAAAGGACGAGAUUGUUCCACUAACGUCCCUGUGGCUAACAGCCCUGACGGCCCUGCAGAAGCAUCAGUCCAACCUGGCUCAGCCCCACCAGAACCGCAGAGCUCCACCGUCAAAUCGGAGGUGAUGCCUUCCUCCCCGGUGGUCAUCCAUCAUGUUCAGAGCUCCCCGGUCCUCAUUCAGCAGUCCCAGCAAUCUGCAGCUUUGAUGACUCAGGCCAGCCCCCCACCCACCCCCAGCCAAACCGUCAUCUCCAGCCCCAACCUGAGCAAGACUCAAGGAAGGGAGUCUCCAAAAGCGAACCCGCAGAGUCCUGCUCGCCACAAGAAGACUCUGGUGAAUAGUGGCAACGGCACAACUCAUCAGGAUCUCGUUAUCGAGGAGCUCCAGAACAAUAAGGAGAAAAGCAAAAACAGAACUGUGUCUAUUGAGGCAGCAGAGAAGGAAUGGGAAGAAAAAAGACAGAACAUUGGUCAUUACGAUGGCAAGGAGUUUGAGAAGAUCCUCCAGGAGGCCCAGGCCAACAUGAUGAAGGGAAUUCCCAAUCUAGACACUGAUGAGAACCAACUGCUGCCUCCCGCUGCUGCUGCUGUAGAACAAGGAGACGUUCGUAAUCCCCCUGAGUCACCAUCAGAAGAACCAGAAUCAACGUCUCCUUCAGACAACCCAGUCAAGAAGGGGCCUGAGAAACCUCCCAAACCUCUAAUGGAAAAACCCACCAAACCAUCAGUAGAGAGACCCUCCAAAACUGCCACAAAACCAGCAGCCGCCGACGCUUUGACCAAGCAGGGGUCGGACAAGCCGAACAAGUCCCCGCCCCCACCUCCUCCAAGGAAAACCUUUCCAGCCUCCAGUUCAGGAAUGACUACGACUCGGUCUGGAGAGGUGGUGUUCACUGCCAGAAAGGAGAGCAUAUCAGCUCAGGAGGGUGAGGAAGAUGCCCCACCUUCCUCGCCCCAGCUGAAGCCUACCAAAGUCCCACCAGAGAGCAAGACGAAGCCGGCCACGCCUCCCCCCGUUCCUUCUGCUGCAAUCGUUGAGGAGGAGGACGAAGGCGACAAAAUCAUGGCGGAGCUACAGGUUUUCCAGAAGUGUACAAUUAAGGAUGUAGGGGGCAAAAAUUUGGUAGAACCCGCCCCUCGAAUUGAGCCCCAAAUCAAAGAGCUAAGACCCGGGGCUUUGCUACCCCUCAAAGAGAAAAAGAGCUCAGAGCCCAGUCGAGAGGAUAAAGAUCCCAGCACAGAUGAAAACGGGAACACUACUGUGCGACAGAGCCCUGGGGUAAUAUAUUAUGUGACUGGCCAGAUUACCAAAGAUCAACCGACUCCUUCGGGACUGGAAGACACACCAGAACACAGGGAGUCCGCACAGCCUCCAACACAGGUGUCAAAUGUCAAUGCUAAUGACAUUUCUCCAAGCCAGCAACAGCAGCUGCCGCCAUUGUCUCCACCACCUAAAUCGCCUUCUGCUCUUACACCCCCACCUAUAUCCCCCAAACCCACGGGACUUAACGGAUUCAAACUGCCGAAGAAGCAGGUUAAACGCCCCGAAUCCUUCAAGAAAAGUGCUGAAAUGAAAAAGGGGGAGGUGCUCAAUAAAGUGAACACUGAAAAGAAAAGCAAAGUGGCUCAAGUUUCUUCAAGCAAAAACAUCAUGUCUGAGCAGGUUGUAUCCACAAGAGUUAGUAAAGAGCCACCAAAAUAUUCUGCUCCACCACCCAAGAAACCCUCCAGUGAAGACAACAAACAGUCUAAAUAUACUUUAGACGAAGAAGGGGCAAGUCUUAGUCCUGAUUUACCAGCAGAAGAAGGACCUCCACCGCCAUAUAAUAUAGCAUUAAUGAUCACAAACACUAAAGUUCAAUCCCUGUCUAGUGGGGAAUACCAAGAACUCGUGAGUGCCAAGAAAGGAAGUGUCCAGACGGUUACCGUAGGCAAUGCCGCAAACAAAGACAACUCCACGGUUAAUCCUGCUGGGUUGCAGGAUAAUGGCAAAAAACCUGUCAUCAUCAUCUUUAACGAACCCAUGGAUAUCCGCUCCGCUUACAAACGCCUGUCAACCAUCUUUGAGUGUGAGGAAGAGCUGGAGAGGAUGCUAGCGGAGGAGCGCAUCGACGAAGAAAGCGAGGAGUCGGAUACGGAGCGAAGGGGUGGGCUGUCGGCCAAAGCCGAGGAUGCAGACGCGGUCGAUGGCCGCAAGGUCAAGGGAAACGCGGAUCGUUCCAGCUUAUCGUCCUCAUCGUCCUCGUCCGUUUCUGAACUAACGGACAACGGAGUGAACGGAGAGGGCAAGCAAGACGGCAAGAAAAAAUUCAAGUUCAAAUUCCCGAAAAAGCAGUUCGCAGCGCUGACACAGGCGAUCAGAGCGGGCACCAAGUCAGGAAAGAAGACUCUACAGGUGGUGGUGUAUGAAGACGAAGAAGAAAGUGACGGUACGCUCAGGCAGCACAAAGAGGCUAAAAGAUUUGAAAUUGCUCGUUCAAAGUCAUUCGCAGAAACCUCCAGGGGAUCUGAAAAGAAAAGACAGGACUCUGAUUCCCUCUGCAGGACAGAUGAAAUUCGUAAAAACACCUACAAGACUUUGGACAGUUUGGAGCAGACUAUUAAGCAGCUGGAGACAACUAUCAGUGAAAUGGGACCCCAGUCCUCUAAGGAGCCAGGCAGCACCGAAGAUUCUAAGACGAGGAAUGGGAAAAACUCAGAAGGAGGCGGGCUGAAGAGGUCUUCCUCUCUCCCUGCCUCCAAAGGGCCCGCUCCUAAGGUACCAAGCAAAAGUUCUUUGCAGAAGAAGUCCAAACCUCAGCUACUGCCCCGUCCCGUUGUCACCUCGACCAACGCCACCUCAACCCCGAGUGUCCCCAGCAACGUGCAACAGAACACCAGUGUCGCUUCUCCUACUAGUCGGAUGCCCGUCCCUAUGUCUGCGAAGGCCAGACAGUCGCCGGGCGCGACUGACAAAGCAGGAAAGCAGCAUAAACUCCAGGACGCUCAGAGGCAGUUCCGACAGGCUAACGGAAGUGCUAAGAGAGUGGGAGGGGAUCAUAAAACUGCUUCCCCCACUAUACCCAUCUCUAAAAUCCCUGCUUUUUAUCCUAGCUCUGCUAAAGGCAGCUCCCAGUCUGCGCAAAACCCAGAGGCUACUAAUCCCAUUAACCAGUCUUCCUCCUCUAUGACAAAGUCCUCCAUCUUGUCCUCUCACACCCCUCGUUCCGGUCCCCCACCCUCCUCCCAUAUCCCCUCACUUUCUAACGGAUCCCUCAAACUCCCCACACCCUUGCAGCACACAGGUAAAGCUCUCUCGUUCUCCUCGCAGAAUGGUCGAGUGCACUCCUCCUCCUCCUCCUCUUCUUCAUACUCCUCCUCCUCCCCCUCCCCUCUGUCGCCCACACCUUUGGGCCCAGGUGGAAAGAGCAUCCGCACCAUACACACCCCCAGCUUCACCAGCUACAGAUCGCACAACGGCAGCAGCGGAAAGUCCUGCAUUCCAACAGCAGCAAAGGACACAGUUUAGCACCUUUACUGCACUGCAGGUAGACUUCUUCAUCGUGUGUCAUAGAAAUGUUGUUUUCUCUGUUUUCUUUUAGAAAAAUAUUAAAUUAUGCACUCAUCUUUCAUCUGCAUUCACUCGCGUUUUAUUCUUCAGUUAGAUCAUGCUUGCUUGUAUUUUUAAUCUCUCUUGAAGGUGUUCAAGAUUUUCUCACUGUAGUUCAGGGUGCUUUUGCCGUAUGUAAAAAAAAUAUUUUCUUGUCAUAGAAGUGAAUAGGAAAUAUAGAAUUGAUGUACAAUCAAAAAAAUAAAAAGACAAUGUAAAAAAAUAUAUUUUAUUUUUUAAAAAAAGAAAUAGAAAAUUCAUAGUAUAUUUAAUCUUCUAUAUUUCUUAUGUUGCCAGACAUCUAACAGCCCUUGUGAAUGCCUUUCUGGAUUGUAUGGAAAAAUGAAUUUCAUAACAAUUUUUUGUGUGUAUCCUUCUUUUACAAACUGCCAGUUUGCUUUAUAGAUUUGAGUGAACUAAGUUUUCAUUUAUUGUGCCUAUUUGCCAAAGUUGUAUAAUGACUCCCUUCAUGCCAAACUUGCAGCUUUACAUGUCCAGGCUUGGCGUGAUGGUAGAAGUGUCGGGCCUCAGUUUUUACUUACAUUUGAGUUAACACUUUUUUUGUGUGGCUUUUAAUGUAAUCCGUACUUAAAACAACUUGUUCAAAAACAUGUACAUAGAAGAAAUGCUUCUAAGAAAAUAAAGUAGUUUUGUUAACAUACCAAAGUUUAUUUGCAUGCCUUUCUGAUAGCAGAGUGAUGUAAAACAACUGUUUGCACAGAUAGAUUCUGUAAAUAUUUGAUUUUCUCUUAUUUUUUGUUUUUUUGUAAAGCUUUAAAUCAUGGAAUAAGUGAGAAAUGUGGUCAAAACAAGUGUGUUUGCAUAGUUAAUAAAGACUCGCAUGCUUCUAGUG